Molecule: messenger RNA, 1242 nt
Organism: Melopsittacus undulatus (budgerigar)
Lineage: Eukaryota; Metazoa; Chordata; Aves; Psittaciformes; Psittaculidae
Gene: GPR18
Product: G protein-coupled receptor 18
Exons: 3
Coding region: 277-1242 (321 amino acids)
Biological process (GO): positive regulation of Rho protein signal transduction; phospholipase C-activating G protein-coupled receptor signaling pathway
Cellular component (GO): plasma membrane
Molecular function (GO): G protein-coupled receptor activity
Source: RefSeq, a predicted model, not a curated record
UUUUAGCUAAGUGAAGCUGAGCAGAGAAGAGGAAGUCUAAACCUUCUGCAGAUUUGAGACUAGGAAAGGAGGAUAUCUGAAGAAACUCUGUAGUGCACAACAGCUGCCACAGAGCUGGGUAAAAGGCCAAACAAGAGGAACACUUCCAUGCAAGGUCAUGAAACUGUGACUACAGGAAGAGCCAGGAAAGUGAGGGGGUGUAGGUUAAUCAAGGCACCCAUGCAAAGAUCAGGGUAUGUAUGGAGGGCAACAACUAUUCCUAAAUUCAACUGAAAUAUGAAGCCUGGAAAUCACCACCCUGAAGAAUACAGGAUUGCAUCACUGGUCUUCUACAGUUUUGUAUUCAUAGUGGGAUUGUUGGUGAAUGCCACUGCACUAUGGGUUUUCAGCUGCACUACCAAGAAGAGAACAACUAUAACUGUGUAUAUGAUGAAUGUGGCAUUACUUGACAUACUUUUUAUAUUUUCCUUGCCUUUUCGGAUAAUCUACCAUGGGAAAGAAAUGUGGCCUUUUGGGGAUACAUUCUGUCGGAUUAUCAGCGCUUUCACAAUAUUUUAUCCAGCCAUUGCUCUGUGGUUACUGACUUUUAUAAGCGUAGACAGAUUUAUGGCUAUUGUCCAGCCCAAACAUGUCAAAGAACUGAAAAACACAAAAAAAGCCAUGCUAGCUUGUACUGGAAUCUGGGUAAUGACCCUCGCAACAACGUCCCCAUUGUUGUUUUUACAGUCUGAUCCAGACAAACACUUUAAUUUCACCACCUGCAUGAAAUCGCUGGAUAUCAUCCAUUUAAAGGAAGUAAAUACACUGAACUUUUCUCGCCUGAUUUUUUUCUUUUUGAUUCCCUUGUUUAUCAUGAUAGGGUGUUACCUAGUCAUUAUUUACAAUUUCAUUCGUGGCAAGACUUCCAAACUGAAGCCUAAGGCCAAAGAGAGAUCCAUAAGAAUUAUAGUAACUCUGAUUGCUCAGGUACUCAUCUGCUUUGUACCCUUCCACAUUUGCUUUGCCUUCCUGAUGCUGCAACAUGAAAAUACAACUUACAACCCCUGGGCAGCCUUCACCACCUUCCUCAUGAAUCUCAGUACAUGCUUGGAUGUUAUAUUGUACUAUAUUGUUUCUAAACAAUUUCAGGCCAGAGUCAUCAGUGUAAUACUCUAUCGCAACUACCUUCGCAGUGUGCGCAGGAAAAGUUUUUGUACUGGAAGUGUAAGAUCACUCAGUAAUAUGAACAGUGAAAUGAUAUAA